Messenger RNA from Biomphalaria glabrata, 3938 nucleotides. RefSeq names its product excitatory amino acid transporter 3-like. Lineage: Eukaryota; Metazoa; Mollusca; Gastropoda; Planorbidae. The record is from RefSeq and is a predicted model, not a curated record. The coding region runs from base 667 to 2325 and encodes 552 amino acids. Gene Ontology annotation, molecular function: glutamate:sodium symporter activity; L-glutamate transmembrane transporter activity; neutral L-amino acid transmembrane transporter activity. Gene Ontology annotation, biological process: L-glutamate transmembrane transport. Gene Ontology annotation, cellular component: plasma membrane. The transcript is spliced from 11 exons.
CAUCGCCUCGUUACAACUGUAUUUUCGUGGAGUGAAAAAAAUAACUUAAAAAUAUUUGUUCUACGUUUUUCUUGACGCUGUCAGAACCUGUAGUUUCUGCUACAUUCGCCACCACGUCUCUCCUUAGACCAAUAGGCAAGACGCUAACAGGGCUUUACUUGUAGGAUUCUCAAACCUUUCUUUUUUUUUUGUAUACCUCCAAAAUAAAUAAAUACAAUUCGAGUCGUAAAUUGACUUUUAAUAUUCGCAUUUUUUCACUGAGGUUGUUUCCUGAGUCUUGUUGUAGGAUGGACAAGAACUCAUUAGGUGCGUAUGACUGAUAACAGAUUAAGCCAGGACCUAGAUACAAAGCGAUAGGCAGUUUUCGUCACAAUUUAAUUCACAGCUUUAUCUAGAGAUACAAUCAACAUUCGAUGGAUAUCUACAGUUUACAUUCUAUGGAUAAUUUGGUUUUGUUGACACUCUCAUAUCUUUUUGCUCAUAAGAAGACAACAGUUUAUUUGACCAUAAAUCUUCUGAUGGAGACGUAAUUUCAGUUGGCUAGAAGACUAACUUCUUAAGUCUGCCCAAGGGAAAAAAAACUUGCUGAUUCAAUGAGAAAAUUUCAUCUGGCAGAGGGGAGCUAACCAUGUUCUAUCUUGACUAGGAAAAAAUAGUUUACAAACAAUGGAAAAAAUAAACAGCAACCACACGACUGAUUACGGCACGCUGGAUGACAACAAUAUGGAAUUGGGGACCGCCAAAGGAAGUCCACCAUCUGAAGAAGACCACUGUUCCGACAAAAGUAAGACUACCCUGAAAGAAAAAUGUCUUCGACUGGUCAGGGCCAACUUAUUGGUCCUGCUUCUCAUUUUGGCUUUGACUGUCGGAGUGGCCCUUGGCGCUGGGCUUCGUAGUCUCGACCCAACCAUGAACAAGCGUCAGCAGAUGUAUCUUAAGUUCCCCGGGGAAAUAUUGAUGAACAUGCUGCAGCUUCUGAUUCUUCCUCUCAUAGUCUCGUCCUUGAUCACAGGACUAACAUCUUUGGAUGCGGGUUCAUCAGGUAAGCUUGGAGCUCGAGCUAUCCUUUACUACAUCACCACGACUCUCUUGGCAGUCAUACUGGGCAUCGUGUUGGUACUGUCCAUCAAACCUGGGGAGCGAGGGGACAAGCCAGUUAAGGGGAGCAGCAGCGUCGAUAAAGUGGAGCCAGCUGACACCUUCCUUGAUCUUAUUAGGCAGAUGUUUCCAGACAAUAUAAUUGAAGCAACAUUCAGUAAAAAAUUAACGAGGCUUCAAAUGGUAGUUACAAACAUUUCGGCAGCUAAACUAAAUUAUUCUUUGACCAACAAUAAAACUAUUGAACCCGAAUAUAGGCCAGUGCUUGUUCAACAAAACGGCAUAAACAUGUUAGGUCUUGUUGUCUUCUCCGUUGCCAUGGGGAUCGCUAUUAACAGAAUAGGACCAAAAGGAAAGCCUUUGAAAGAAGUGAUUGAGGCCAUAUGUGAAGCUACCUUACAACUGGUGACUGCUGUCAUCUGGUAUUCUCCUGUUGGGGUUGUGUUUCUGGUGGCCAGUCAGAUUGUCUCAAUGGACGAUCCAAUGCAAUCCUUUGAACAACUUGGUUUCUACUUCCUCACAGUGAUGUCUGGCUUGGCGAUACACGGCUGCAUUGUAUUACCAUUCAUUUACUUUAUAUUUGUGAGGAAGAACCCCUACAAGUUUAUGUUAGGUGUACUCCAAGCUAUGCUGACAGCUCUGGGAACAUCCUCAAGCUCAGCAACUUUGCCUGUGACUAUGAGAAACUUGGAAGAAAAUAAUGGCAUCGACCCUAGAGUAAUCGCCUUUGUUGCGCCUGUCGGGGCCACCAUCAAUAUGGACGGGACAGCAUUGUAUGAAGCUGUGGCUGUCAUCUUCAUCGGUCAGGUCAGAGGCAUUACUUUAGGCAUCGGCGAAGUCGUCGUUGUUUGCUUAACGGCAACAGCCGCAGCCAUCGGAGCAGCUGGUGUUCCUCAAGCUGGACUGGUUACCAUGGUGAUUGUCCUUACAGCUGUGGGCUUCCCUACUGAUGAUGUCGGCAUGAUUAUUGCAAUCGAUUGGCUGCUAGAUCGAUUUCGUACCAUGAUUAAUGUACUUGGCGAUACCUUCGGAGCCGGAAUCGUGGAUUGCUACUCUAAGGCUGAUCUCAGGCGAAUGGAUGAGGAGAAACAAAAACUGGCCAUGGUCAGUGAAGGAGAAGACAAGAUUGAACAACGAUUACUCCCCAAGAAGCACUCUGACACUAAUGGAGAGAGCACAAGGCAAAGUGGUCUUGAUAAUCCUGCUUAUGAAACAGCCAAAUUGUGAUAGCUAUCAUUUAUUUGGGUUAGGGAUGUAAAAUAGAAUUUCCACUUUUCAUUUGGACAUCGAAAAUUUAUUAAUUAUUUAUUUCCUUACUCUUUUACUGAUGUAUUUUAUUGUAGGUCUGCAAUAAAUUAAUGAGACAGAAAUCUUCUAAACUAUGGUUAAAACAGAGGUUGUCAUUCACUAUGAAAUGAAAUAGUAAAAUACACUUUUCAUUGUUGAAGAAAAGGGUUUAGCCAGUGUGACUAAAAUGUCUCAAGCCACUGUUGAGUAAUACAUUUAGCAGUGCACAGUAAUCAGCUAUUCAAAUUAUUUAAUUUAUUCCACUAUUCCUUAUAUACUGUGGAUCUGCAUGUAUUUUCCAACUUUAACUUCAUUAAAUAUUGUGUUUUCUGCUUGGCAUAUGAAACAGGAAUGUAUUUAAAAACUUCCCAUUACAACUAUCAACUUAAUUAUAUUAAAAAAAAAAACACCAACUUUUAGAUGAAUUCUCUAAGACAAUGUGAUCUUUGAAGAGAAUACUAAACAGUCAGCCCUCUAGCCUGUAUCAAUCUGAUGUCACAUCCCAACAUACAGUUCUUAGUAGUAGCAAUUACUUAGGGGUGAAGUGGAAAGUAGAUUAUGUUUUGAAGAGAGGGUCAAUGAUGCAAUCAAUUUGAACACUCUGAUGGACACACUUUAUUGUGGUGACCAGUCACUUCAUCCCCAAUUAAAUAUUUUUUACUUAGUUAUUGUGUAAUUGCCUUUAUUUCAUCUUAUAUAUAAAUAUGUUUUUUAGAAUACUUUUUGAUAAUUUAGACAUAUUGUUUAUAGUGUUGUAUUUAGUUCUAUUGUUUCUGUUUGUUGUAGGGAUGUCACUAUUAUCCUGCACAUAUUGCGUGAUUAAAGGCCAAGAAAUGGUGGAAGUAGGGAAAAUCUUUUGAGAGAGAUUAAGUACAAUUUGAAUAAUUAUGAUCAUGCUGAUCUGCAGUGUGGUGGAAGUAGUGGAAAUCUCUUAAAAGAUGAAAACAAUUAGAAUACUUAUGAUCUUGCCGCUGAUAACUUAUCUCCUGAAGGUCAUCUUUCAUUUUAUUUGUCAAUCGUUCUUUCUUAAAAAUGAGCAUGUCAUUUCAAACCCCGAUUUAACAUUUUAUUUAUUCUAAUAAACGCAGACUUCAAGAAAUAUGCAACACUGGCCAAGAAAUUACAAACGAUGUACAGCAAUACGAAUCAAUGAAUUGUCUUCUGUACCUACUAGCAAAAGCAUAUCUUGUUGAUUGCAAUUAACACUCAAAAACAUAAAUGUUAAUUUUUUUUAUUUUCAAUGAAAUUAUAUUCUAUUCUUACUUAAUAAUGUUACUUCUUUUUGUCAUGUAAAUAAAAUUAAAUAUAUAUGAAAUAUUGUUAAUUUCAUACUUUUUCCAAUUAUUAUUUUGAUGUAUUAGAGGAUGAAAUGACCAGGGGAUGAAGUGACUGUGUAUAAAAUGACCAGGGGUGAAAUGACCUGGGAUGAAGUUCAUUUUCCUCUCAUGUGAAUCUAAGUUUUUCACACAUUUUGUAAAUAACUACAAUGUCUUCUAAAAAGUUAAUGUAAUCAAAGUUGUUUAAUACACACAGGUUUGAAAAAUACACAUUUA